AUGGCCGAUCUAGUUCCUCUGUUUCAUACAUGGCGCGGAAGCCACACAAGCCGAAGCGGACCGAAGAUGCGCGACUGCAAACGCAAAGUUCUGGACGAAACGCGAGCGCAACUUGCGCAGAACCUUGCUUCGGAGCCUGGCGUAGCCUACGUGCGAUACAACAACCACAUACAAAAAGUUGCACCCCACGGGACUAUCUACACGUUCUCCGGCAAGGAAGAACCCGUUUACAGCGACGAGGACUCUCAUAGGGAUAGCCAUGGGUGGAGGGGGACCGUAACGUGUGAACUGACGGCAUAUUUCAGAGUGCGGGAAGUGAGCCCCCAAUCGUAA
Westerdykella ornata is the source of this 333-nucleotide messenger RNA. RefSeq lists its product as uncharacterized. The coding region runs from base 1 to 333 and encodes 110 amino acids. The record is from RefSeq and is a predicted model, not a curated record. Lineage: Eukaryota; Fungi; Ascomycota; Dothideomycetes; Pleosporales; Sporormiaceae. The transcript has a single exon.